This is a messenger RNA of Colletotrichum chrysophilum, 936 nucleotides long. RefSeq lists its product as uncharacterized. Gene Ontology annotation, biological process: dipeptide transport; allantoate transport; tripeptide transport. Gene Ontology annotation, molecular function: dipeptide transmembrane transporter activity; allantoate transmembrane transporter activity. The transcript has a single exon. Lineage: Eukaryota; Fungi; Ascomycota; Sordariomycetes; Glomerellales; Glomerellaceae. Gene Ontology annotation, cellular component: plasma membrane. The coding region runs from base 1 to 936 and encodes 311 amino acids. The record is from RefSeq and is a predicted model, not a curated record.
AUGUUUGGCGGCUUCUUUGCAUACGGCGUGGCUGUCCAUGUUGGCAAAGACCCAAAAGCUCUUUUGCAUGGAUGGCAGGUCAUCUUCCUCUUCCUCGGCCUUUUGACUGCCGUCGUGGGCAUUGCCUUCUGGUUUAUCAUGCCUGACUCGCCAGCCUCAGCUGCCUUCCUUUCACAAGAAGAAAAGGCCGCGCACUUGGAACGCAUCCGCGACAACGAACAAGGCAUCGGAUCUCAGGAGUUCAAGUGGUCGCAUGUCAAGGAGGCGCUGACGGACACCAUGACUUGGCUCUACACGUUCUGGAUCUUCGCCACCAACAUUCCCAAUUCAAUCGCGACAAGCUUCGGAAACAUCCUCGUCAAGGGUAUGGGUUACUCCAGCGAAGAGUCAUUGCUUCUGGUCACACCUCUUGGCGCCUACGAGAUUGUCGCCCUGGUGGGUCUGACAUGGCUUGCCAUGAAGACACGGCAGCGACUCUACUGGUGCAUUGCGGGCCACAUCCCCGCGAUCGUGGGUGCCAUUCUCAUGGCCACGACGUCGAAGGUUCCCGCACUGAUCGGCUACUACACCUCAGGAGGUAUCCCGAUCGGCUGGACGACGAUCCUGGGUCUUCAGUCAACCAAUGUUGCGGGAUCCACUAAGAAGGUUACGGUGGCAUGCAUUGGGACGAUCGCGUACACCGUGGGUAAUAUCAUCUCCCCGCAGACUUUUCAGGCACGGGGUGCGCCGCGGUAUCUCCCUGCCAAAAUCUCCAUCUGCAUCAUCUACUUCUUGGUCACUGUUGACCUGUUUGUGAUGCGUUGGGUGUUGGAAAGGAGGAACAAGAAGCGGGAUGCUGAGAAGGCGGCUCUCGGGGAUACUUACAAGGUGGAAGAAAAUCACGAAUUCUGGGAUUUGACGGAUCUUGAGAACAAAGAGUUCAGAUAUGAGCUUUGA